UAUCUCUGAAGCAGACGACUUCUCAAAAAUUGUAGGCCAGUGUUAUUAGUAUAUGUGUGUGUGUGUGGUGGGUGUAGGGCCCCCAGUGGGCAGGCACCAGCACAGGUCAGUGGGACUCCUGGCCAGUUCAGCUAAGAAAGGCGGGGUCAGGGGUCAGUUCCCAGGGGAAUGGUAGGACUCUGGCCUGGCAUCACCCGCCCAGGGAAGAGGGUAACCAUAUUUCAGGUUCCCCAAAAGAGGACACUGGGGAAGAGGGAGCUGGAAGGGGGUAUGGUUGGGGGUGCUGGAGGCGUGUGUGCACACUGGGUUACCUAGGGGGUGCUGGAUGGUGUUGCUGUGGCAUGGAUACUCACUGGAGGUGAGGGGCAGUGUCACUGGCUCUCACAGUGGUAGGCGCAAGCCCAGAACCCAGUGCCAGCCGUCAGUCAGUGACUCCCUGCGGGACCCCCUUGCCAGGGCCGGAACCCAGGUUGCAGGGGAAUGGACCAAUCAGCUUCUGCAGAUGCAGCGGCGGCACCAAUCCGGGCUCUUUCUGAGCAGCAACUGUCAGCUGCGAAAGCGGCCUGGACUUGAAUUUUAAAGUGUGAUUCUCAGAACGUGCGGUGCAGCUGACUGCAGGAGGAAUCACAUGGUGCCUAAAACCGGCCCUUUGGACUAUUCAGCCAGCCCCAGCCCCGCCCUCUCUCUAGCUGCAGGCCAGGCAGCCAGAGUGAGCAAAUGGCAGCUGGAGAGAGAGCCGGGAAAAGGCAGCUCUCCUUGGGCAAGGCCGCCUGCAUCCUCACUGGGGCAUCCCGGGGCUUCGGCCGGAGCCUGGCCCUGCUGCUGGCCCCGAGGCUGGAAACUGGCUCCAUCCUGAUCCCGGUGGCCCGAUCGCAGGGGGGCUUGGCCGAGCUGGAGGCUGAGUUGCGAGCCAGUUUCCCCAGCUUGAAAGUGCAUUCCGUGCAGGCUGAUCUGGGCACGGAGGACGGGCUACAGCUGGUGCUGCAAGCAGUCCAGGACAAGCUGCCGGGAGCUGCUGAUCUGGAGCGGCUCCUCGUCAUCAACAACGCGGGAUCACUUGGAGACAUCUCCAAAUCCUUUCUGGAUUUCACCAGCCCAGCCGAAGUCAACAGCUACUUUGCCUUCAAUGUCACCUCGGCCCUCUGCCUCACAUCCUCCAUCCUGAAGGCCUUCCCGGGGCACCCUGGCUUGUGCAAGACUGUUGUGAACAUCUCCUCACUGUGUGCCCUGAAGCCCUUCAAGAGCUGGACGUUGUACUGCACUGGGAAGGCCUCGCGGGACAUGAUGUUCCAGGUGCUGGCCCUUGAAAACCCGGAGGUUAGAGUGCUCAGCUAUGCCCCAGGGCCGCUGGACACGGAGAUGCAGCAGCUGGCCCGCACCAAGUCCGGAGACCCGGACGUGCGCCAGCAGUUCCUGCGCAUGAAGCAGAGUGGGCAGCUGCUGGACUGCGGCGUGUCCGCCCGGAAGCUAGUGGCUCUGCUGCUGGAGGACACGUUCGCCUCCGGGGCACACGUAGACUUCUAUGAAAUCUAACCCGCCAGCCUGCUGCUCCCCCCACGCCGCGGCCGCUGCUUCUGCAACUCAGCUCCUAUAAAACGCCCUGGGCUUUCAGAAGGGAACCAGCUGCUGGCCUGUGACUCUCCUUUCAGCGGACCGCCCACCAAGCGGGGCCUUGGCCGGGGAGCUGUGGUAACUGGGCUUGCCGAGCCAGCACUCCCCGGACAGGUCACAGGGGCAGCAGCACGGGGUUGGGAGGCGGCGCACACAGCGCGGUCACCCUGGCAACCGCCGCUCAGGGCUCCCCCCACUCCCAGCUGCCUGCCCGGCCCGGCGGCGCGUCUCCCCCGCCUACGUGGCUCGGGCCCCAGGCUACCCCUCCCCCCGCGCGGGGAGCCGUUGAGCCGCGAGCGGUGAAGGUCGUUGCUGCAGAUGUUACCGCGCAUGCUCAAAUGUCCGGCCCCAGUCGUAGCGAGGUGGCUCAUCCCGGGGGGGGGGGGCUACGCCGGGCGCAGUGACCAGGCCCGGGCCAGGGUCUCGGGCUUGGCGGCCGCCGGCGGCGCUGGGCAGGACCCUCCCUGGGCGGCCCUCGCAAGGUCGCAGCUACCUGCAGCGGUGAUCGCCGAGCCCCGCCCGCUGUCGCGUUACCUCGGCUCGGCAGAGCCGGGGCCAGAGCGAGUAGGUGUUUAAACGGGCAAGUGAAAUGUCAUUGAUUAUUGGCGGUUAUUCUUGUAUCAGUCCGCGCGGCAAAGGGGGAGCACGUGCGUGCUGGGGGUAGGCUGGGCCGGGCCAUGUUCAUGGCAGGUUGCAGGUCUGGUUAACCCAGCAGCAUUCUUAGUAAGGGGGGAAGUUGACUGGCCAUUCCCGGGGCAUGAACUUUGUACAUCUUUGAAACACGAUGCACCCCAGGGCUCCUGUGUUUGCAAGGGAAUACCGGCUAAAAGCUACACGUAUUGCAUAAGCGACAAAUUGUGUUUCUUCUGGCUAACUGUUACCCAGGGCUUACCCUGUAUGUUGUUCAGGGUAGGGACUAUAUGUUAUGUUUGUACAUCACCUAGCCCACAAUGAAGCUAGAGCAUGUAGAUGCUUCGGCAAUACAAAUUCAAUAAGCAGAUUUAUCGUGGGGAGUGCUUGGUCCUUCUGGCUUGAUGCUUCCUUAUUAAUGGGAAAGUUGGUAUUGCACCCAGAGACUAUGAUUUUAAGUUUUUACAAACCAGAAUAAAAUUUUAUUAUAUUGUGCUUCUCA
Molecule: messenger RNA, 2743 nt
Organism: Gopherus evgoodei (Goodes thornscrub tortoise)
Lineage: Eukaryota; Metazoa; Chordata; Testudines; Testudinidae
Gene: SPR
Product: sepiapterin reductase
Exons: 1
Coding region: 718-1533 (271 amino acids)
Biological process (GO): tetrahydrobiopterin biosynthetic process
Molecular function (GO): sepiapterin reductase (NADP+) activity
Source: RefSeq, a predicted model, not a curated record